CUAAUAAAAAAAUCACCCUGGCUGGUGCAGAAUCCAACCUCCAGCUCCUCCUCUCUCUCUCAUCAGGAGGGGGGAACACGAGCCGCCCGCACCGCCCCUCCGCACAUUCACCGGCUCCACUCCACCGGGUGGAUGAAACACAAACGCACCACUGUCGCCCACCUUACCCCCCACCUCAACAAAAAUGAAGCCUUUCUAACACCGUUUUAGCAUGGCGCCGCGAUACGCUUUUUGCCUUUUACUGUUUUUCUCCUCCUCCAUCUCAACUUGCGCGCCGGACAUAAGGUGCAGUCUCUCGGGUCGUUUGGCGCACAUCAGCGCGCCCCCCCAUCGGGAGCUCCUGGCGCAGGAUUUGGCGCAUUUUGGAGCGCUUCCAGUCGGGGACUUUGUCGGAUCUACCGAAGUCACCGCUGCGAUCGCGGGAAGUUCACCCAAAGUCGAAGCACCACCCGCGCGGCAAGAAGACGCAUGUUGCCCCCAAGAAAAUGCGUGGGACUAUCAAGUAAAACUUUCGCCGCCUGACAACCAAAACGACGUGGACAGCGAGGAAAACGGGGAUGAUGUGGAUUCAACAGCGGAUGAAAACCGGCGGAGGAGAAGCGCGAGGGGCGCAGAGACUUGGGCCGAUGUGGGAGGCGAGGACGCGCACGUAGCUUCGUUGGAGGUCCAGUUGGCCAGCUCCACCUUCGCCCUGGCCGGGGACACCGCGCACAACCAGGCGAUGGUGCACUGGUCCGGCCAGAACAGCAGCGUGAUCCUCAUGUUGACCAAAUACUACGACUUCAGCUCAGGCAGAGUGACGGAGAGUUCUUUGUGGAGAUCCACCGAUUACGGCAGCACGUACGAGAAACUUAAUGAGAAAGCGGGGCCCAAGACCAUCCUGAGCUACUUGUACGUCAGUCCCAACAACAAGCGCAAGAUCAUGCUACUGACCGACCCGGAGGUGGAGAGCAGCCUGCUCAUUAGCCUUGACGAGGGGGCGUCCUAUCAGAAACACAGCUUAGCCUUUGAUAUCCUCAGUCUUCUUUUCCACCCCGAGCAGGAGGACUGGAUCCUGGCUUACAGCCACGACCAAAAGCUGUACGUCUCCGUGGAAUUUGGCAGGAAGUGGCAGCUUGUGCACGACAACGUUGUCCCCAACAGAUUCUACUGGUCCAGGUUGGGCUUGGACAAAGAGCAAGGAAUGAUCCACCUGGAGAUCAACGUCUCUGACGGACGGUCGCAGUACAUCACUUGCAAACUUCAAAAUUGCUCAGAGGGAAACAAGGGCAAGCCUUUCCCCGGGUUUAUCAUCCCCAACUCCCUGGUGGUGCAGGAUGAAUAUGUUUUCAUCCAGGUGCCAACAGGAGGCCAGUCCGUCCAUUACGUGUCCUACAGAAGACACUCCUUCUACCCGGUCAAGCUUCCAAAGUACACUCUGCCAAAAGAUUUGCAGAUUAUCAGCACCGAUGACAACCAGGUGGUGGCAGCCAUUCAAGACUGGCACCAGAAUGACUCGUACAACCUGUACAUGUCCGAGUCCAGGGGUCUCUUCUUCACGCUGAUGCUGGAGGACGUGGUGAGCAGCGGAGGGCCGGAAGGCAACAUCAUGAUCGACCUUUACGAGGUUGCCGGGAUUAAAGGGGUGUUUCUGUCAAAUAAAGUUGUCGAGAACCAAGUGAAAACUUAUAUCACGUAUAACAAAGGAAGAGACUGGCGGCUCCUGCGGGCCCCGUCGACGGAUCUCCAAGGCAAACGGGUCGACUGUGAGCAACCGUACUGCUCGUUACAUCUGCAUCUUCACGUUUCGGAGAACCCUUACACCUCUGGAAACAUCGUCAGCAAAGAUACAGCGCCUGGAGUUAUCAUUGCAUCGGGAGUCGUCGGACCAGAACUUACCACCACUAAUGUCAGCAUUUUCAUCACAUCAGACGCCGGCAAUACGUGGAGAGAGGUUUUUCAGGAAGAGUACAGCGUAUUUUUCCUGAAUCAAGGAGGAUCUCUGGUGGCUAUCCGACACACACCUCUGCCUAUUAGACAUAUCUGGCUGAGUUUUGAUGAGGGCAGAAACUGGGACAAAUUUAGCUUCACCUCCUCGCCGCUCUAUGUCGACGGGGUGCUGGGGGAGCCCGGAGAGGACACCCUCAUCAUGACAAUCUUCGGUCACUUCAGUCACCGAUCCGAGUGGCAACUCGUCAAAAUUGACUUCCGCUCCAUUUUUCAACACCGCUGCACUUCGGAAGAUUACGUGACGUGGCAGUUGGACAAUGAGGGAGAAGUGUGCAUCAUGGGAAUGAAGAGAAUCUUCCAGAAACUGCGAGUAAACGCUCGAUGUGUCAAGGCCAGAGAACAGUACAUCUCUCAGAUGUCAGAAUCCUGUCCGUGCACAGAGGCCGAUUUUGAGUGCGACUAUGGAUUUGAGAGGCAGGUCGAUGGGAGCUGCACGCCAUCGUUCUGGUUUGUUCCGUCGGCCACAUCCAGAGAUUGCAUCAACGGGGACAGCUUCCUCAAUUCCACAGGAUACCGCCGAGCUUUAUCUAACAACUGCACCGCGGGGACUCUGCCAAAGUACAGCCCCAGGCGACAGAAGUGUCCCAGUCAAGUCCCCAAGGGCCUGCAGCUCUUCACCAGCGAGGGCACACUGGUAGCCACGCUCGAUAAGAACGUCACCUUCUUGGUCUUUCUCGAAGAGGGCCUCGGCUCGACGACGAGCAUCACGGUGGAUUUUGGCGACGGCACCGCCAUAUCCUACGUGAACAUCAGCUCCAUCGAGGACGGGGUCAAGCACGUCUACGGCAAAGUCGGCAUCUACAAAGUUUCUGCCAUCGCGAGCAACUUUCUAGGAUUUGAUCGGGUGACUCUGUACCUCCACGUCACUUGUUUGCUGGAGCAGGUGCAGCUCUCCGGUCCGUCCGUGGCCGUCAAGAACAAAGCCGUAAACUUCACGACGGCACUGCGGCCCGUCAACGUGGGCACGGUCACGUACUACUGGUGGUUUGACAACAAAACAGAGCCUUUGCUCAGCCUGGUUGGAGGGACGUCCUUCACAUUCACCCGGGAAGGAAGUCACAUGGUCACUGUGCAGGCUUCAGUCGGGAACACGGUCCAGCAGGACCACAUGACGGUGGCGGUUUACGAUUAUUUCCAGUCACAUAUUCUGGCUUUUUCCUCUAAUCUGGAUGAUGCCAAUCCCGAUCUUGCUGAGUGGCGGACAGACAUCGGGAGGGUGGUGAGGCGCUCUGUGGUUCAGGUCACCGGGAUCAGCGAGGAUCAGCUGCUGAUCAGCGUGCUCCCCGGUCUGCCUACCACGGCCGAAAUCUUCAUCGUUCCCAACAAGGGGCGCGGCGGCGGCGCCGCGGGUGAAAAGCGGCAACAUCUGGAACAGCUCUCGCAGGUGCUGCUAAGUGCUCUAAACCAGGACCUCGUCCAGUUCACACUCAAGGCGGGAGUGCAGGUGAACGUCUACGCCAGCAGACUGUCGCCAGCUCCUCUGGUGGACGGCAGCGAUAGCAGCCACAGCAGCACUGCGAUUAUCAUGCUGGUGUCCGUGGCUCUGAUGGGUCUGGUUGUCUUUGCCGUGUACAAAUUCAAAAGGAAGAUCCCAGGCCUCAAGACGUACACGGCGGAGCAGCCUGACAAAGAGCAAGAGGUCGUGCCCACAGUCACCUCCAUGGCGGACGCGAAAGCCGAGGCGGACGGCCUGACCUCACUGGAUCGCGUGGAUGUACAGCUGGAUUCAAAGAGCGCAGGCUACCUGCCAUCGCACGCAGACAUCAAGCUGUCUGAUGAAGCGCCCCACGUGUUUUAAUGUCGAGCGUCCAUGAGGCACGCCAAAGCAAUACAUCUUCCCUGGCACUUACUUGCAGCGCGGUCACGAUGAAUGCUCUCGAGUGUUUUGCUACCCAUGCAGAAGACGGCGCGGGCUGCUGGCUGAGACGCGCCCGCCUAUUCCCUCCGAGGAGACUGUACAGAUUUAUACGCACCGGCCUCUCCGAAUGGGACUCCUUUUUUGACUGGAGAGUAUUUUUUUGCAAGAACCUUGAUCUUUUUAUGUAAAUAGUGUACAGUGUGUUCGGAACGGAAGCAAAAACGCCUGCCUCACGGACACUUCUCGAAAAAGGAGUGGAACAGCGGGACUAAUUCCUUUUAUUCUCGCUGUAGACCCCCUUCACCCCCACCCCAACACACACACACACACACACACACAGACACCAAGGCACAGAAAAUGCAGACCAAAAUGCCAACUUUUAUCAUAUUACUCGCGUUUUUUAUUCACGAAAUAAAUUAAAAGAUGUAUGCACUGGUGACUAAUGCUAUCAUACAACAUAUUGGGUGCCAUAGGGGACUAAUUUCCACCUUCGUCAGCCAAUAACAUCAUGGCUUUGAGUGGCUCCUGAUUUGAUCCAAUAUGGCUGCCAGGGUGGCAUGUUGCUUAGCCAGGCUGCUGCAAGUCAAAUUUAGACUUUUUGGCUUCAAACCCUAUUUUGAAAACCCAACAGAACUAACUCU
Molecule: messenger RNA, 4488 nt
Organism: Hippocampus zosterae (dwarf seahorse)
Lineage: Eukaryota; Metazoa; Chordata; Actinopteri; Syngnathiformes; Syngnathidae
Product: VPS10 domain-containing receptor SorCS1-like
Exons: 27
Coding region: 212-3787 (1191 amino acids)
Biological process (GO): post-Golgi vesicle-mediated transport
Cellular component (GO): Golgi apparatus; membrane
Molecular function (GO): protein binding
Source: RefSeq, a predicted model, not a curated record